AAUAGGUGACUGCAGGGAACUCAGAAGCCUGGUGAAGAAGAAGAAGAAUGUCCAAGAGAUCUUCUCUGAAAUACUGCCUGCCCUGUGAGCAAAGGAAGAGUGAAGACAGAAAAUUCUGAAAGUGAACCACUGGCUAGAGUGAAAACAGCAGAUGUAAGAAAGAGCAGAGCACAUUAAAGGCGAUAUUUAAAGAAAUGGACUAAUACUGCACAGGGGGGAAGAGAAAACCCCCAACAAGCCAGAAGCACCGAUCACACCUCCGUGUGGGAGCUAAUUGCUGGGAGCAGCGUUUGCCGCCAGACCUAGGCUUUCCCCUGCCUCCAACCUGAAGCGAUUUCUCCUGGAACAAAGUCAUCCCCCGCCGCACUCCACCUUUGCCAGCCGUUGACAAGUUUUGCCAUUUGGAUUUAAUGGAGCUGGGAUUCUUGUUACUUUUUGGACUUACAGUGACCUCGAGCGCAGGGUUCUCGCUGCCCGUGCCUCGCCCCCGGCCCCUCGCGGAGAGCGGCAGCGGCCGGGGCUCGAGGUUUCCCGCGCUCCGGGAGCAGGCCGGUGCGGAGAGCCCGGGCCGGGCCGCCGCAGGGGGGCUGCUGGCCGGCGGAGGAGGGAAGGCGGAUGGCCCGGGAGCGCCGCGCCGCAGAGCCAAGCGCUGCACUUGCUACACCUACAAGGACAAGGAGUGUGUGUACUACUGCCACCUGGACAUCAUCUGGAUCAACACCCCCGAGUGCACAAGUCCUGAUAUAAAGAGAAAUCACUGUAGGGAGACACAGGGAGAAAAUCUCAAGGGAGUUCUCUUUACACUUCAUUCUUCAGUGUGCUGCAUGAGGACUGUACCAUAUGGGCUGUCUAACUACCGAGGCAGUUUCAGAGGCAAAAGGUCUGCAGGACAGCUUUGCAAGAGAACAGAGUCUUUAGAUUGGUCUUUAUCACGGUGCUCUUGUUUGGACAUACGUGACAAACAGUGCAUGUUGUUUUGCACAAGAACCCAGGACAGCAGAUGUAAUCAGGGGCCACUGAAAAAGACAGCAGAGAAAGAGCAACGCAGAGAAAAUGAACAUGCCCUCAUUCAUUAGCACAGUGGGUCCAGGCAGUUUCUGAACCGAGAGGUUUAGUGUUUGUUUGCUGAAGCUCAGAAGCAAGAAUCUAAGCUACAAAUCUCCCAUGAGAUGGACAUAUUGGAAUGCUUCAGGCUGGCUGCCAAUAGAUAAUCGAGCAGUAUGCAACGCCUUUAUUGCAUUGAUGCCAGUUUGAGGGCACAUGAACCUGUGUGAAGAACUUUGCAUCCUUUUAUACUUCUCUGACGAGAGUGUCAUAAACCAUGCAAUACAGGAUGAGUAUUUGCAUCUCCACCCUGGAGAUGCGGGGGAGGGAAAAAGGAGUAUUCAAACUUUAGCAACACAAACAGAUUCAAGAAUGACUUUUUUUACCUGGUUUUAAAAAUAAUACAGUAGAAACAUACUGUUCCACUUAGUGCUUGCUGCCUGCGUGAAGUAACCAGUUCCAGCUGUAUGCAGGCAAUUAUGAUUGGAGAAUCUGGUAAAUUAGAGAAUUGUCUGUAUAAGAAUUUGCAUUAUGGAUAAACAGAAACAAAAUAUGUCUCUUGCUAAUAGAUGCAAGCCUAUUAGCCAAUCAUCAUAUUGUAACAUUGUUGGCAGAUAUUUAAAUGUCAGUAUCUAUGCAGAAUAAAUAUGAAUGGUUAAUAUUUAUAUCAUUAUAAAAUAUAGCAAGUUAGCAAUAUACAGUAAGUAUUCAAUAGGUUACUUAAUUAAGGCACAAAUUAUUUCUGUGCUGGAAAGUUCAAUCCAGAAACACAUCUACAAUGAAUAUCUAGGGAUAUACACUGUAGUUGAUGAAUGGAAUUCCAAUCAUCCACCAACAAGAAUCUGCUGAGGAUGAAACUAAGACUGACAGAUACAAAAGCGUUAUCUAAACUUCAUACAUUCAAAAUAAUUUACAUCUCUCUCUCCUAAUCCCAUAUGUGCUGUGCCAUACAUACCCAGUGCAUACAUUCCUAUUUGCUGAUGUUUUAAGACAUGUUUUUAACCCUUGAUUCAAACUACUUUACUGAGCAGUUGAAGGAUUGGGGAAAUGUCAAGAAAAUGGGAACAAGGACAAUGUUGGUCCCUGGAAAUUUAUCAUCAAAAGUGAUUUCCUCAGCAAGUAUGGACUGGACUGGUUUUUUGGGAGAAACAAAAGAACAAGCAAGAGGAUGAAUAACGCUUCCAAAUGUUGCUCUUUGAUAUGAUUUAAAAUGUAACAGAGGAAUUUCCUAACUUGUGGCAUUACUGAUUCCUUUGUUAGACCUUCAUACAAAUCUUCCUAGGUGAAACUAUGAGCAAAUGACAUUUAUAUUUUAAUCAGAAGAUAGUUGCAGACCAAAACAAAAACUGUAAAUUGAAUAUAACUGAACUUUGAGUUCACAAUACAAAUGGAUAUAUAGGUUAAACAGUGGCAAUAGAUAUUGAAACAAGAAAGGGUAAGGUCUCUGCCAAAAAUUAUAUAUAUUAUAUAUAUAUGGAUAUAUUUCAUAAAUAAAUUAUUAGAGUUAUAAAGUGAAUAUAUCUUUCAAUUAUCACAUUUGUGUCACUGUUUUUUACUUGCUGGCAUGAUUUUGUAUGUUUAUAGAAAAGUAGAUUAUUUAUUGUUAAAACACUUCACCCAUGGCUUUUUGGUGUGGCUUUUUUAAAAUAAUGUAACAAAGGGAAUGUGUGUGUGUGCAUAUGUAUAUAUAUUUUAAAUAACCAACCUUUUGUUAUGAAGGCAAUAAUGUUCAUUUAUAACCAUUUUUUGGAAUACAUAUGCACAAUUAGGAAUAUGAGAAUUUGCCAUCUUCAAAGGAGAGUGGUAGUUCUCCUAAUAAUCUGCGAAUUAAGUAAAAUCAAUAAAAAGAGCUCUUUGAUAUAA
Mauremys reevesii (Reeves's turtle) is the source of this 2907-nucleotide messenger RNA. RefSeq names its product endothelin 3 (gene EDN3). Gene Ontology annotation, molecular function: hormone activity; endothelin B receptor binding. Gene Ontology annotation, cellular component: extracellular region. The coding region runs from base 411 to 1076 and encodes 221 amino acids. The transcript has 8 exons. The record is from RefSeq and is a predicted model, not a curated record. Gene Ontology annotation, biological process: regulation of vasoconstriction; regulation of systemic arterial blood pressure by endothelin; vein smooth muscle contraction. NCBI's taxonomy places the organism in Eukaryota, Metazoa, Chordata, Testudines, Geoemydidae.